UUCAAGUUUCCCAUAUUUAGUUAUUUCAGAUUUAGCGAAAAACAUAAUGUCUGGAUACCCAGGAGCACCUAGAGGAGCGUAUCCCGGAGCUGGAGCACCAAGGGGGGCAUACCCUGGCGCCCCACCACAACAGCAAUACGGAGGAGCUCCGCCCCCUCAAUAUGGAGGAGCUCCUCCUAGUCAGCAGUAUGGAGCUCAGCCAGGAGGGUAUGGAGGUCAACCUGGAUAUGGAGGUCAACCUGGUUAUGGAGGUCAACCACCAGUAGAUCCACAAAUCGCUCAAUGGUUCAAUGCAGUAGAUCAAGACAGAAGUGGACAAAUCGAUGCACGUGAGCUGCAGAGGGCGCUUGUCAACGGGAACUGGAGCAACUUCAGCGAGGAGGCCUGUAGAAUGAUGAUCGAGAUGUUUGAUGCAAACGGAAGCGGAACUAUUGAUGUAAACGAGUUCAUCAAGCUCUUUACUUACAUCAAUAAGUGGAAGGAAGUUUAUGAAUCAGAAGACAAGGAUAGAUCAGGACAGAUUGAGGAAAAAGAGUUUAAGAAAGCGCUUGAACAGAUGGGAUACAGGUUUAGUCCCACAUUCAUUGGAAACCUUCUUAAUAAAUACGAUCCAAGAGGAAGAAGAUUGACACUGGACAACUUUAUUGUAUCCUGUGUUCAGAUUAAGAGACUUACAGAUUCUUUCCGGGGUCGUGAUACCGAGCAGAGAGGGCAGGCUAGCUUCCAGUACGAGGACUUCAUCGGGGUGGCCAUGGGAGCCCACAAGUAGACGGAGAAUAUUAUUAACAUGGGAUAACGGGAAAAUUUAAAAAUUAAUUUAAAUUGUUAUCCCUUUGUUAAAACUAUACAGUGUACUGUGUACAACGUUACAUGUACUAAUUAAGUGCACAUUGGACUUGGUUGAUAAAAUUAUUAAGUAAUCAAAACUAUGCACUUAAUCUGUUACAAUCAAUAAUCAUCAGUAAACAUUAAAAACGAACAUUCCUUGAACCCCACUUUUAUGCAUAUCUUCUUGUUCUAAAUAUCGCCUGUAUUAUGCAGGAUGAAACAACAAACUUGGUAUUUACUAUUUAGCAAUUCUGUAAUUAUUCCAUAGAACUUAAAGUUAUCCAUGUUUUUUUUAUAAUUUGUGAUACAUUGAUUGUGAAUUUGUUUUGUAUUUAACCUGGAACCAUUUGAUUAAAUAUCAAACCAUGAAUGUUUUUUUUUGUAUCCUUCAAUCAAAUAAUUUGUUGUGUUGACCUAUCUUGUAUUUAUGGAAUAUUCUAUUGUGCCAACUUUCAACUAUUAAAAUCGCAUAACUAAGAGUUAAAAUAAAAAAAAUAUAUUAUAGCAAAAUUUAUGUUUUCUGAUUCAUCAACGUUAUUAAACUGUUCAUAAACAUAAAUAUUUUUGUAAAGAUUUCACUUUUCCUGCCAAUUAUGAUUAUUAUCCGAUUUGUUUUUGGUUAAUGGCGAUCCACAUUCCACAAUUCAUAUCAUAUUGGAUUGGAUGACAAACUUAUUUCAGAAAGAAUUACUGAACACGUUUUCCUCAAUUUAUUAGAUUUUUCUAUUUUUAUAAUUUUGCAACUUGAUGUAGAACUUUGAUACUUCAGCAUUUAACUCUGCUAAAUCUUGAGGCAUGUGUUAAAAAAUGUGUGUGUACGCUCGAAAAUUGUAUUAUUGGACUUUAAACAAAAUUUAAUAAGUAAUUUAUCAAGCAUGUACUUUGGCGAGUGCAGUAAAGCUAUGAAGAUUGUGGAAACCAUGUGAUUCGCCCUGUUCAACAUCAUUUGUUAUGAUAAUACCUCAUAUAAAUCAAAUCUAAUAUUUUUCUGUGAAAUUUAUUACCUAAUAAAAUCCUUUUUAAUA
Molecule: messenger RNA, 1853 nt
Organism: Eurytemora carolleeae
Lineage: Eukaryota; Metazoa; Arthropoda; Copepoda; Calanoida; Temoridae
Product: peflin
Exons: 7
Coding region: 47-769 (240 amino acids)
Biological process (GO): COPII vesicle coat assembly
Molecular function (GO): calcium ion binding
Source: RefSeq, a predicted model, not a curated record